This is a messenger RNA of Lathyrus oleraceus (garden pea), 2783 nucleotides long. RefSeq names its product toMV susceptible protein tm-1(GCR26). NCBI's taxonomy places the organism in Eukaryota, Viridiplantae, Streptophyta, Magnoliopsida, Fabales, Fabaceae. Bases 268 to 2529 code for a protein of 753 amino acids. The transcript is spliced from 10 exons. The record is from RefSeq and is a predicted model, not a curated record. Gene Ontology annotation, molecular function: catalytic activity.
CCAAAGAAAAAACUACACAUUGCAACCAACUACUACCACGUGAGGGUCCACGGUGGAUAGAUGGGAUGAUGUGUGUCAUCUUCGGUGUCGGUUGAAAUUCCGGCGAGUGCAACAGUGGGAAUGACCGUCAUGUCCACCUAACACCACACCAAAAUGAAUUGAAUUAAUUACUUAUUAGUAUUACUUUACCUUCCUCUGCCUCAAGUAAAGUAGCAGUACGUAGUAGUAAAGGUUUCAUCGCUUCACUUUCCAUCCAACUGAAUUUCGAUGGCACGCCACAACACCACCACUCUUCGCGUUUUCUGCGUCGGAACCCUAGACACCAAGCUCCACGAGCUCCGUUAUCUCUCCGAUUCGCUUCGCUCCAAUCUCCGUCGCUUUUCCGAUCACACUUCCCCCAAGAUAGAUGUUGUGGUGGUUGAUGUUUCUACCGGUCCGAACGAACCAGAAACGUUACCAGAUUUCACAUUCGUUUCAAGAAACGAUGUUAUCUCUUGCAUCGACACCGAUUCAAACGAGGCCAAUAUUUUUCCACAAGACAGAGGAGAAGCUGUUUCCGUUAUGACCAAAGCGCUCCAACAAUUCUUACAGAAAUCUAACUCGGAUCGGUGUGUCGCAGGCGUUAUCGGUGUUGGCGGUAGUGGAGGUACAUCGCUGUUGUCAUCUUCGUUCAGGUCUCUUCCACUCGGGAUCCCUAAGCUCAUUGUAUCAACUGUUGCUAGUGGCCAAACGGAACCUUACGUUGGAACUUCAGAUUUGGUGUUGUUUCCGUCCAUUGUUGAUGUGGCUGGCGUCAAUAGUGUUAGUAGGGUGGUUUUUUCCAAUGCUGCUGCUGCUUUUGCUGGGAUGGUUGUUGGAAGGCUUCGUAGUUUGAGUGAUUCUUCUCGAGUUAAUGAUAAGCCUACUGUUGGUAUAACUAUGUUUGGGGUUACUACUCCUUGUGUUGAUGCAGUUAGAGAUAGGUUGCAUCGAGAGGGUUAUGAGAGCUUGGUUUUUCAUGCAACUGGAGUUGGUGGCAGAGCCAUGGAGAAUUUGAUUAGAGAGGGAUUUAUCCAGGGUGUUUUGGACAUCACAACAACAGAGGUAGCAGACUACAUAGUUGGAGGCGUAAUGGCUUGCGACAAUUCUCGUUUUGAUGUCAUAAUAGAACAGAAAAUCCCCCUGGUCUUGAGUGUGGGAGCAUUAGACAUGGUAAAUUUUGGAGCAAAAGAUACCAUACCACAGACUUUUCAGCAGAGAAAUAUAUAUGAACACAAUAAGCAGGUUUCACUCAUGCGAACAACAGUGGAUGAGAACAGGAAAUUUGCUGAUUUCAUAGCAAAUAAACUGAACAGUUCAUCAUCUAAGAUCUGUGUUUGCCUUCCUGAAAAGGGUAUAUCUGCUUUAGAUGCACCAGGUAAGCCUUUUUAUGAUCCAGAGGCAACUGGUACACUUCUUCAUGAAUUACAAAGGCUUAUUCAGACUGAUGAUAUUCGACAGGUGAAGGUGUAUCCCCAUCAUAUUAAUGACCUUGAAUUUGCAAGUGCAUUAGUGGAUGCGUUUUUAGAGGUUAAUGAGAAGAAAGGUUCUACUCAUCCACAAGUAGCCAUUCCUGAAUCUGUUGAACACUUCCAUGAGGAUCUGGGUUCUGUUUCAAAUAAAUCAAGCUUUGGGGCUAUUGUCUAUGCACCUAAUGAAUUCCCAGAUGCAAAACCAGAAACUUUGAAGAAAACACAGUUGAUAUUGCAGCAAUUUAAAUAUCAAAUAGAUAAAGGAAUUCCUAUUAUAGGAGCUGGUGCUGGGACUGGAAUAUCUGCAAAGUGUGAAGAAGCUGGAGGAGUUGAUUUAAUAGUAUUGUACAACUCAGGGCGCUUCCGAAUGGCUGGGAGAGGUUCAUUAGCAGGGUUAUUACCAUUUGCCGAUGCUAAUGCUGUUGUGCUUGACAUGGCCAAUGAAGUUCUGCCAGUGGUAAAGAAGCUACCAGUUCUUGCUGGUGUAUGUGCAACUGAUCCCUUCCGACGAAUGGAUCACUUCCUUAAACAGGUGGAGUCUAUUGGAUUCUCUGGGGUACAAAACUUUCCAACUGUUGGGUUGUUUGAUGGUAAUUUUAGGCAAAAUCUUGAAGAAACUGGCAUGGGAUACAGCUUGGAAGUUGAGAUGAUCCAAAAAGCUCAUAAAUUGGGGCUCUUGACAACUCCAUAUGCAUUCAAUCAACGUGAAGCCAUUGAAAUGGCUAAAGUUGGCGCUGAUAUUAUUGUUGCCCAUAUGGGUCUAACCACAACAGGCUCCAUAGGUGCAAAAACUGCUGUUUCCCUUGAUGAAAGUGUAGUUCUUGUACAAGCUAUUGCAGAUGCUGCACAUAGGAUCAAUCCUAAUACUAUUGUGCUAUGCCAUGGGGGCCCAAUUUCUGGUCCAGAAGAGGCAGAAUUUAUAUUGAAGAGAACCAAAGGAGUCCAUGGUUUUUAUGGGGCUUCAAGCAUGGAAAGACUACCAGUGGAACAGGCUAUCACAAAUACAGUCAAACAAUACAAGUCAAUCUCUAUUCAUUGAGGUUCAAUAUUCUUUGCAGUAUCAGCUACUCCACUACUCGCUAUAGCCUUUUAGGAGGUCUGUGCUACGCAAUGGUAUUCAAUACUUUUAGGAGGUCUGUGCUACGCAAUGGUAUUCGAGAUUAUCAACAUAGGGCUCUGAUACCAAGUUGGAUAGUUUAAAAUGAUUAACUUGUAUUUCACAAUGAGAUUGUGCCAAUUUGUAUACAAUGGAAGAUUUCUUAAGGAAAAAUAAAAUAUAUAUCAAUGCCAAUA